AUGUCCGAUGCGGCCGGAAUGGCCAGCAGCGAUGAGGAGGUCCUGUCCACCGGCGGCGGCAGCGGUCGGAAUCGCGUCCAGCGCGACUACACUGAUGCCAGGUUGGAGCGGGUGGCCGCCUACACGACGACCACAAUGCGCCUCAAACCGGAUAAAUGGACCAAAAUGAUGGCCAUCGAUGAGCUGCGGCGGAUUGUUUUGGACUGGCAACAUGGCCACAGUCGUGUUUUGGUGAUGACCCUCAGCCCAGGCGGAGAUUUGGUGCCCAGGAGCUGUCUCAGUGACUUGUACUUGCCCUACUCGGUUCAGAGUACCCGUGGCUCUGUCCCAUCCGCUAUGCUGCCCCUCGAAGACGAUGCCAUGGCCACGGCCACGGCAGCCGUGUCCGCCGUGGUGUCUGCCACGCCCAGUGCCCUGCUCAUCCCGAUGCCGCCCGCCUCCUCCAGCUUCACGACUCUGGACGGCGUGCCGCGUGGAAAGUGCGCUUACUUUGUGCGCCGGAACAGCUCCGACGGCCCCUUGACGGCAUCCAAUUUCGCGGAGAGCAUUCUAUACGGUGACUUUCCGGUGCAUAGCAAAAUCGAAACGAUGUCCCUGCUGUUCGACGAAGUGCUGCAACCGCUGCUGGAACAGGCUCAAAGUCAGUGGCCGUCCAUUGUUCGCAAGGAUCUGCAGGCGCGCAUCAAGGAAGUGCGAAACACCCUCACCGAGAUUAAGGGCAAAACCAACAAUCGCACAAUUUUAUCGUUAUUAGUUUCGCCAACAAUCGUCGAGGAAGUGUUUGCCCACGUGAGCCAAGGUCACUUAAGACCAGCUUUGGAUCCGAAAUUUCGAAAUUUGCUGGAGGAGAUGUUCAUCAAUUGGACCACUCAGAUGCACGACAUCGUCCUGGAGCGUUCCGAGUGUCAGCCCUUGGGAUCAGUCACCCUAUCAUCCGGUCACACACCCAAACACAUAACCCUGGUAUCCUUGCCCGCUCAAGAGAUUGCUUUCUGGACGAACAGGAAACUAAACCUGCAGAAUAUUUACGAGCAGCUACGCGAGUCCACGCACAAAACUCUAGCUCAAAUUCUGGAGCGGAUCGAGUCGGUUUACUAUGUGCCGUACUCCACUGCCUUUCGAAAGCUUGUGGCUGCCUGGUUGGAGGCUCAGGACGUCUCCCUUUGGCUGCAGCCGCUCCUCCGCCAGACUUCCGCCUUCAACUCGGUGCAGUUCAGCAAUGGCCACGAUCUGGUGGCUCCUCUGGUUCACGUGGUGCACCUGGUGUGGAGCAAUGCCACCUACUACCGCAGCACCCAGAGGAUGAGUGUCCUGCUGCGCUGCAUCUGCAACAUGAUGGUGCAUCGGGCGGCCGAGGAUCUCGAGCUGCAGCUCCUCUUCCAGGGAGACGCCGAUGAAGGACUUCUGAAAAUCAAUCGCACAACUGAAGUUUUGGAGCUUUUCAAACAACGGAUGAUGGAGUACAAGGAGCGAUAUGCGGGCGGACAGGUCCUUUUGCCCGCCCUUCCUGAAGGAGCGGCAGGGGGGGCCUCCUCUCCGUCACCUGACGACCAGCAGCAGCUGUGGCGCUUUUGCCACGAGGAUGUGUUUGGCCAGACACUCGAUGGCUUCUCGGCCCAGUUGAUGGAGUUGCGCCAGGUUUUCGAGGCGGCAGUGCAGUUUCAGCAGCUGGAGAAGCUUGAAGUGGGCGGACUGAGGGGCAAAAUACUCACGGAACGAGUCAGAGAGAUCUUUGCAGAGUUUAAAGUACUAUUCGAGCAAUGGAGCAAUGUAGACAUCGAUCUCACCGCUCCAAUCGCCAGCAAAUGGAAAAGUUUCCGCCGAGAGCAGACUCUUUUCUUCAGCCGAAUGCAACUUCUCGAGCAGAAACUGGCCACCAUUCUGCUGCAGGCCUUCGAGCAGUGCCACAGUUGGAUGCACUUGCUCCGGCUGAGUCUCAUGUUUGGCUGCCUGCUGCAACGUGCAGCUGUGCAACCGGAACUGGCCAGUGUCCUGCCUCACAUCCUUGCCAUCUACGAGAGGGAAAUCGAGCAGCUGGAGGAAAGUGUGACGGAGGUUUUGCUGGGAUACGAGAUCCGUGGCUUGGCAGCUCUUCCCUUGGCCAACAACUUUCCACCCAUUGCCAAUGCGAUGAUGUGGCUGGAACAGCACAUCAGCCGUUGCAAUGACUUUGGCGCCAAGGAGUUGAACAACCUCAUUGAGCAGUUACUGAAAGAGAAGUCAGAACUCCAGACGCUUCCCGUUCAAUGGAGUUCACUGCUCUCGCGUCGCAAUAUUUUGACCACCAAAUUAAGCAACCUGCAAAUGAAAAUCUGGACCACUUGGCAUGAAUGCAUUGAUCGACUUAUUGUCCAGGGUCUGGAUGAAUCGGUGCUUUCCCGAUCGGAGGACAAUACUCAGCUGUAUCUGAAUUUCUCCCCCGUUCUUUUUACCCUGCUGAAGGAGACCAAGUAUUUGUUGGCACUGCAGGCCACUGGCAGCUUAUCCGGCGAUCUCUUCCAGCUUCCGGAGCCACUGCUCACUCUCUAUGGACAGCGGGACUCCUACUGGGAGCGUCGCAUUCGGCUCAUCAAGAUUGGGGAGUUCUACAACGGCAUUCGCUCGGGGGAGUGCGCUGCAGCUGAGCUCCAAUUAAUUCGCAACGACUUGGCGACCAUCGACGAACAGGUGGCCAUCGCCUGUCGACAACUCACCUGGCGCAACUACGAUGAUCCGCUUGUGGCGGACAUCUACGAGCAGAGCCGCGACCUGUUUGCCCGCCUGCAGCAGUCGCACGGCAACCUGGACUCCAUCCUGGCCAGCAUGCGUCGCUGGAGCCGAGAGCCACUGCAUCAGCGCAGCUUAUACGGCCGCAAUCUGCUGGAUCUGCGCCAUCAGCAGGACCGAGUGCGACUGCGAUUGCUGCAGUGCGAUGAGACCAAGAUGCUGCUCAAUCGCCUGCUGAUUGCCAACUUCUGUCUGUUCUUCAACUAUGAGGCGCAGGAGUUUCAGUUGUACUCCAGGGAUCUGAGUGUGCAAGAGUUCGUUCGGGAGUUCCCCAAGGAUCAGCGGCGGAAGUACAACAAGUAUUUGGCCAGCGUAGACGAUCUGAUCUGCCGGGAAAUUCGCGAGGCGAUGAGAAUCAGUUUAGAGUAUUUGUACAAAGAAAUGACAGCGACGACGACGGCGAAGGAAAUAGCAACAGUGGAUCCGAGUACUUCAGCCAGCAUGGCAAGGUUAGUCCUUCAGCAAAUCACAACGCCACAGGCGACAGGCGGAGCAGGAGCAACAGGACUAUCAGGAUCUGGAGGUGGAGGUGGGGGUGCCCCAGUCAACGAUGCUCCACUCUUCGAAGUAAAAUUGGAGCUGACGGAAACGGAAAUACGCUUUUCGCCCGCCUUUGAUGCAAGUGUGGAAAAUAAUUUUCAACAAAUUGUGGAGCAGCUGUUGCUCGAUAUAAAACAGACAUGCGACUGCAUGCCAAGAAUUGUGGCUGACAAUGCCCUGUCAGAGGAUGAUGAAGACGCCACCGCGGCGAACGAGGAGUACGACCAGCAGGAGCGGGACCAAAAAAAGGAUCACGAACAGGAAGAGCAGGAGCAGAAGCAGAAGCAGGAGCAGGAGGAACCAAAGCCGCAGGCCGUGCAGUUCAACCUGCUGGCAGCCGCCAAGGCGUAUAGCCAAAAAAUCGAAGGCACUGCCGACGGUCUGGAAGUGCUGGAGAAGGCGAUACGUGAUGCCCUGGCGGAUACGGUAGAGGCGGCAUCGGCUUACGCUGCCAAAUUCCACGCCUAUGCAUUCCUGUGGUCCCAACAGAGUGGCGAAGUUUUGGCCGCCUGUAUGCAAACGGCCAGGGAGCAGACGCAGCAGGUCAGCGCCGGUGGCUACGCCAUCAUGGAGACGUUCAAAAAGGAGAUUGAGAACUACAACGAGGUGCACGACGCCAUUGACCAGUGCGAAAACCGGAAGUGCAUCAACGGAUGGCUGGCCCUCGAUCUGAAGCCCCUCAAGUUUGGCCUGCUCAAUCUGGCCUGCAAGUGGUCGCACCUCUGCAAGAAAUGGCUGCUCCGCUACGUUCAGGGAACCCUUAAGGAGCUGAACGCAUUUAUUGGCCGCGGUCACGAGACGCUGCAGUUGCACAUCGCCCGCCAGGACUUCUCCGCCCUGCUCCGCGUUUUGGCCAUCAUGUCGGAGAUCCGUCAACGGGAGCCGUACGCGGACAAUGUCUUCAAGCCGCUGAAGGACAUCAUGGGCCUGCUGAAGACCUACAACGUGGAGUUCGAGCCGCAGCUGUUGCGCAGCAUUGAGCAAUUGCCGCAGCAGUGGCAGCAGCUCAAGCAGACGAGUACCGUUAAGCAGGAGGCGCUGCAGGACACCCGCUUCCACCAACAACAACGCGUGGCUGCUCUAAUCGGUCUGCACACCUGUCACUUGCAGCACUACGCUCGCCAAUUACAGCGAAUGCCAUUCUUCCGGGUGCCCUGUCCGAAUGUCUACGAUGUCUGCGAUGAGGUCUACGUCCGGCUGUUCCGCUUCCGGCGGCAGCAACGCCUCUACACCCGCUGGGCUCGACUGCUCGACAUCUCUGCCCCCGAGUUCUCCACUCUGCAGUCGUGCGAGGUCGAGUUGAGGAGGGUCAAGCAAUUGUGGGACUUUGUGCGCGUCAUCGAGUCGUGCAUCGUGGAGUGGCAUGCCACGCCCUGGCUGCGCAUCGAUACCGAUGAAAUGGAGCACGAGUGCAAGAAGUUCACCCGCGACCUGCGAACGCUGGACAAGUGCAUCCGCGAGUGGGCGCCCUAUGUCCACAUUGUGGGCGUGCUGCGCGAACUGGUCGCCUCGCUGAGGGCCAUCACCGAGCUGCAGAAUCCAGCAAUUACCGAGCGACACUGGAUGGAGCUCAUGCAGCUGACAAAGCUCUCCUACAAAUGCAACAAAUCCACCAGCUUGGCCCAGCUGCUGACCCUUAAACUCCAGCACCACGAGGAGGACAUCAAGAACACGGUGGACCGGGCCAUCAAGGAGAUGACGGUGACCAAGGUGCUGGACGAGAUCAGGGCCACCUGGGCCCAUCUGGAGUUCGAGCUGGAGCAGCAUCACACCCGUCCCAACAUCCGACUGCUGAAGGUGUCCGAGGAACUCAUCGAAACGCUGGACGACAACCAGAUGCAGCUGCAGAACAUCUCCACCUCGAAGCACAUCGAGUACCUGCUCGACAAGCUCAGCCACUGGCAAAAGGUCCUCGGAGGCAUCGACACCUUGAUUGUCAACUGGUUCGAGGUGCAGCGCAAGUGGAUCUACUUGGAGUGCAUCUUCAUCGGAUCCGCGGACAUUCGAGCCCAGUUGCCAGCGGAUGCGGCCAAUUUCGAGAGGAUUGACGAGGACUUCACGAAACUUUUGGCCAAGGUGAGUGAGGUGCGGGUGGUCAUGCAGGUGGUGCUCCACCACGAGGAUGUCCUCGCCCAAUUAUUGCAGUUGCAACAGCGAUUGGCCAUCUGCGAAAAGGCCUUGAAUGAUUAUCUGGAAACAAAGAGACUUGCCUUUCCGCGCUUUUAUUUCAUAUCAGCCGCCGAUCUGCUGGACAUCCUGUCCAAUGGCAACAAUCCCCAAGUUAUUGACCGCCACCUGAUCAAGUUGUUUGAUUCCAUAUUAAGGUUGCAAUAUGAUACCAAUACCCCAAAUGCCGUGGGCAUGCACUCCAAGGAGAAUGAUGAGUAUGUGGCCUUCGUUUCCGCAGAUCCGGAUCAGCCUGCCUUUAUUGUUUGCGGUGGCAGAGUGGAGCUGUGGCUGAGGGCCAUCAUCAAGCAGAUGAGAAGCACCCUCCACGAGUUAUUUCGACGUGCUCUUCGAGUUUUCGGGGAGAAACCCCGGGAACUUUGGCUCUACGAUUGGCCAGCCCAGGUGGCACUUUGCUGCAGUCAAAUCAGCUGGACGGCGGAUGUGAAUCGGUCCUUCGGCUGCAUGGAGGAAGGAUACGAGGGCGUGAUGAAGGAGCUGCACAAGCGACAGAUUGCCCAGCUGAAUGCCUUGAUCAACCUCCUGUUGGGUGAACUUUCGCCCGGGGAUCGCCAGAAAAUAAUGACCAUUUGCACAAUUGACGUGCAUUCGCGCGAUGUGGUGGGUAAAAUCAUAGCCGCCAAGGUGGACAACUCGCUGGCUUUCCAGUGGCAAAGUCAGUUGCGUCACAGGUGGGAUGACGACCAGGCGGGAAGUUCCAGCGGAAAGGCGAGUACAGCCAUCAGUUGCGGCGGAGGAGAUGAGGAUUGCUUUGCCAACAUUUGCGAUGCGGAGUUUCGGUAUGCCUACGAGUAUCUGGGAAACACUUCGCGACUGGUCAUCACACCGCUGACGGAUCGAUGUUACAUCACUCUGACACAAUCGCUGCGAUUGCGGCUGGCAGGUGCAACGGCAGGACCCGCGGGAACGGGCAAAACGGAGACCACCAAGGACCUCGGUCGCGCCCUGGGCGUAAUGGUUUAUGUCUUCAACUGCUCGGAGCAAAUGGACUACAAAUCUUGUGGCAACAUUUACAAGGGACUCGCCCAGACGGGAGCCUGGGGCUGCUUUGACGAGUUCAAUCGCAUCUGCGUGGAGGUCCUGUCCGUGGUCGCCGUCCAGGUGAAGACCAUACAGGAGGCGAUAAAGAUGCAUAAAACCCAAUUUAUCUUUAUGGGCGAGCGCAUUUCGCUGGAGCCGUCGGUCGGAAUUUUUAUCACCAUGAAUCCCGGCUACGCCGGCCGAACGGAGCUGCCGGAGAACCUGAAGACCCUGUUCCGGCCCUGCGCCAUGAUUGUGCCGGACUUUGCCUUGAUUUGUGAGAUUAUGCUAAUGGCCGAGGGCUUCCAGGACGCCCGUCUGCUGGCCCGCAAAUUUAUCACCCUGUACACGCUGUGCAAGGAGCUGCUGUCCAAGCAGGAUCACUACGACUGGGGCCUGCGGGCCAUCAAAUCGGUUCUGGUCGUUGCAGGAACCCUCAAGCGUGAUGACCACAGUCGACCGGAGGAUCAGGUGUUGAUGCGAGCGCUGCGCGACUUCAACAUACCCAAGAUUGUCACGGAGGACGUGCCCAUAUUUAUGGGUCUGAUUGGAGACCUCUUUCCCGCUCUCGAUGUGCCGCGCAAGCGGGUCUUCGAGUUCGAGAAGACCAUCCGGAGGGCGGUGAACGAAAUUAAGCUGCAGCCGGAGGAGGGAUUCCUCAUGAAGGUGGUGCAGCUGCAGGAGCUCCUCGAUGUGCGGCACUCGGUGUUCAUUGUGGGAAAUGCGGGCACAGGGAAGACCAAGAUCUGGCAAACCCUGCGAGAGACCUAUCGCAUCCAGAAACUAAAGCCCGUCUGCCAUGUCCUCAACCCAAAGGCUCUUUCCAAUGAUGAGCUCUUCGGCAUCGUAAAUCCCACAACCAGAGAGUGGAAGGAUGGGCUCUUUUCCUCGAUUAUGAGGGAACAGGCCAACAUGCCGCCUGGUAAUCCCAAGUGGAUUGUUUUGGAUGGCGACAUCGAUCCCAUGUGGAUCGAGAGUCUCAACACUCUGAUGGAUGACAACAAAAUCCUUACACUGGCCAGUAAUGAAAGGAUAUCUUUGAAACGCGAGAUGCGAUUGCUAUUUGAGGUGGGACAUCUGAAGGCGGCAACUCCGGCAACAGUUUCCAGAGCAGGAAUAUUAUAUAUAAACCCGCAGGACUUGGGCUGGUCACCCUACGUUUCCUCCUGGCUGGAGACCCGUGUGGAUAUGAUUGAGAGGGGCAUCUUGACCACCUUGUUUGAGAAGUACUUCCCCUGUCUGAUGCAAAGGCAGCGCGACUUCCGGCGCAUCACCCCCAUUACGGACAUGGCCAUGAUCCAGAUGACCUGCCACCUGCUGGAAUGCUUGUUGGCCUCUGAUGAGGGAAACGGAGAUGGACGAGGAAGAGGAAGUGGAGCCGGUGGAGCAGCCAACCCGCACAAUCUGCACCACGGAGAGCUCUCCCACGAAGCGAAGGUUUUAGCUCUGGAAACUAUUUUUGUGUACGCCACCGUUUGGAGUUUUGGAUCCGCUUUAAGUCAGGAUGUAAUCAUCGAUUGGCACCGCGAGUUUCACAAAUGGUGGACAGGAGAGUUCAAGGACAUCAAGUUGCCAAGUCAGGGAACUGUUUUCGAUCACCAGUUGAAUGUGCAGACCCUUAAGUUUCAGCCUUGGUCCGAAUUGGCAGCUCAGGAGCCUUUGGAAGGACAAAUUGAUGCGGAGAAUCCUUUGCAGAAUGUUUUAAUUUCCACUGCGGAGACCACUCGUCUGGUCUAUUUCCUCAAGCUCCUGAUUGACCGCAACUUGGCCUGCAUGCUGGUGGGCAACUCGGGUUGCGGCAAGGGUGCCAUCUUCCGGGAGCUGUUCAGCCAGUAUGCCAGCGACCAGGAACUCCUCGAAGUGGCCGUGUCGACGGUGAGUGCAGUUGACAGCCAUCAGCAGCAGUCGGUGAGUCCUGCUGGAGCAGCAGUUGUGCGGCGCAAGGCUUCCUCCUCGGCCACUCCACUUUUGACCACCGUGCAAGCCACGCACUUUAACUUCUACACCAGCUCGGAGAUAUUCCAAAAAAUGCUGGAUCGUCCGCUCGAAAAGAAAUCGGGGCGGUGUUAUGCACCCAGUGGACCCAAGCGAAGGCUGAUUUAUUUUGUGAAUGAUUUAAACAUGCCCGAGGUGGAUGCCUAUGGCACAGUUCAGCCACACACAAUUAUGCGACAGUUCAUGGACUACCGGCAAUGGUACGAUCGCCAACGGUUGCAGCUGAAGGACAUUCGGCACUGUCAGUUUGCAGCUUGCAUGAAUCCAACUGCUGGAUCCUUUACAAUCGAUCCUAGACUGCAGCGCCACUUUUGCGUAUUCUCGGUGGCUCCACCGAGUGAGGACACUCUGCACCACAUCUACGGCAGCAUUCUGGCCAGUCACCUGGAUAGUCCCGCCCAAGGAUUCAGCAAGGAGAUCCGCUCAAUUGGCAGCUUACUUGUGAGAGUUGGAAUAGCCCUCCAUCGUCGUGUGGAAUAUGCCUUUCUGCCCACGGCUCUCAAGUUCCACUACCUUUUCAAUCUGCGGGAUCUCACGGGAAUCUAUCAAGGACUCAUGAACAGUGUGGGUGCUCCGGCUGCAGCGGGAGGAGGAGGAGCUUCGGGUUACGGAGGAACUGUCUGUGGCAGACCCUCCGAACUUAUGAGGCUAUACGUUCAUGAGGCCUUUCGGGUCUAUCAUGAUCGUUUGGUGGAUCCCUAUGACAUCAAGUCUUUUAAGUCCUCCAUUCGGGAUAUAUUUAAAAAGGAUUUUGAAGAUUUCGACGAAGACUUUGUGUUUGCAGAACCUUUGAUAUAUAGUCAUUUUGCUCAAUCACUGGUGGAUCAAAAGUAUAUGCCCCUGAAAAGCUGGGACUCGUUAUAUCAACUUUUAAUAGAAGCUCAGGCUAGUUAUAAUGAGGUGGUGGGAUACAUGAAUCUCGUGCUCUUUGAAGAUGCCAUGAUACAUGUUUGUCGUAUCAAUCGCAUUCUUGAGAGUCCCAGGGGUAAUGCUCUCCUAAUUGGAGUUGGAGGAUCUGGAAAACAAACCUUGGCUCGCUUGGCUGCUUUUAUAUCCUCCUUAAGCGUCUCCCAAAUCCAAAUAAAGCGAGGGUUUGGUUUACUGGAUAUGAGAGAGGAAAUCGGGAGUCUUUACAUGAAGGUGGGCCUCAAAAACUUGGCCUCUGUGUUCUUGAUCUCCGAUGCACAAAUACCUGAUGAAUCCAUACUGAUGUUGAUCAAUGAUCUCCUGGCCUCUGGCGAAAUUCCGGAGCUCUUUAACGACGACCAGAUGGACACUAUUACGAAUGGGAUUCGCAACGAGGUGAAGCAAAGCGGUAAUAUGGAUACUAAGGAGAAUUGCUGGCGGUACUUCGUGGAGAAGGUAAGGAGAUUGCUUAAAGUGGUUCUGUGCUUUUCGCCGGUGGGUCAAACGCUGCGGGUACGGGCUCGGAAAUUCCCUUCUAUCAUCAGUCGGACUGCCAUCGACUGGUUCCAUGAGUGGCCCAAAACCGCUCUGGAGUCCGUUUCCCAGAAGUUCCUCAAUGAAAUCAGCGGAAUUUUGGAGCCCGAACUGGUGCCGCCCAUCGGCUGCUUUAUGGCUUACGUCCACGGCACCGUGAAUCAGAUAUCGAGGAUUUAUCUGCAGAAUGAAAAACGCUACAACUACACGACCCCAAAAACUUUUCUGGAAUACAUUUUCCUCUACCGCAAACUGCUGGUGGACAAAAACGGCGAGUUCGCGGAGCGAAUCGCUCGUCUGCAGAGCGGAAUGGCCAAGUUGGCGGAGUGCGCCCGUCAGGUGGACACGCUGAAGCACCAACUGGCUAUCCAAGAAGUUCAACUGGCUGCGAAAAACGCGGCGGCCGACAAGCUGAUUGUGAUUGUGAGCGCCGAGAGCGAAAAGGUGAAGCGGGAGCGGUACAUCGCCUCCGAGGAGGAAAAGCGGGUGCGGAUCAUCGAGGAGGACGUCUCCAUCAAGACCAAGAUGUGCGAGGAGGAUCUGCGGCAGGCGGAACCCGCCUUGGUGGCCGCCCAAGCAGCUCUGAAUACAUUAAACAAAAACAAUCUCACGGAACUCAAGUCGUUUGGUUCGCCACCCAAGGCGGUGGUCAACGUUUGUGCCGCCGUCAUGGUUUUGUUGGCCAGCAAUGGUAAGAUCCCAAGGGAUCGCAGCUGGAAGGCCUCCAAGCUGAUGAUGGUGCGCGUGGACCAGUUCCUUAAUGACCUACUUAACUACAACAAGGAUAACAUUCAUCCUAAUAUUAUUGAAACGCUGCAGGAAUAUUUAAAGGACCCCGAAUUCAAUCCCGACAAGGUGGUUCAAAAAUCAGUAGCCGCGGCAGGACUUUGUGCCUGGGUGAUCAACUUGCACCGCUAUCACCAGGUAUUCCUGAUUGUUGGACCCAAACAACAGGCGCUGCAGGACUCGCAUCAGGAGCUGCUGGAGGCCAGGGAACGACUGCAGUACCUCAAGGCGAAGAUCAACAAUCUUGAGGCGAAGCUGGCCGAGAUUCAGGCGGAGUUCGAGAACGCGGUGGCCGAGAAGCAGCGAUGCCAACGGGAGGCGGACAAGACGGCCUUCACCAUCGAUUUGGCCCACCGGCUGGUGAAUGGACUGGCCAACGAGAAUGUCCGCUGGAAGGAGUCCGUCCAGAGCCUGCAAGCGAAGAUUGGUACCCUCCCCGGAGAUAUCCUGCUAAUUUCCUCGUUCCUGUCGUACGUGGGCUGCUUCACGCGCCGCUACCGUGAGGAAUUGCAGCACAAGAUGUGGCUGCCCAACUUUCGCAAAAUCGAUCCGCACAUUCCCCACACCGAGGGUGUGGAUACCCUGGCCCUUUUCUCGGACGAUGCUCAAAUAGCCGCCUGGAAUAACGAGGGUCUGCCCAUGGAUCGAAUGUCCACCGAGAAUGCCACCAUACUGCAGUAUUCAACUAGGUGGCCGCUAAUGAUAGAUCCACAAUUGCAGGGCAUCAAGUGGAUUAAGAACCGCUUUGGUUCAUCUCUGGUGGUCUUGCGCUUGAGACAACGAGGAUUUCUUGAAGCCCUCGAAAAGAGCAUUUCUCAGGGAGAAACAGUGCUUAUUGAGCAGAUUGAGGAGACAAUGGACACGGUUUUAGAGCCCCUUCUCAGCCGAGCUUUGAUCAAAAAGGGUCGCUAUCUGCGCAUUGGCGACAAGGAAAUCGAGUUCCAUCCCAGUUUCCGACUCAUUCUGCACACCAAGAUGGCCAAUCCGCACUACAAACCGGAAAUGCAGGCCCAAACCACUUUGAUUAACUUCACAGUCACUCCAGAUGGACUCGAGGAGCAGCUCCUGGCAGAAGUGGUUAAAAUAGAGAGGCCCGAUUUGGAACAAAUGAAAACGGAGGUCACUGUGCAGCAAAACAAAUUCAAGAUAUCCCUGAAAGCUCUGGAAGAUGAGUUACUGGCUAGAUUGGCUUCGUCGGGGGAGAAUGUCCUGGAUGAUCAUGCCUUGGUGAUCAAUCUUGAGGACACCAAGCGAACUGUGGACGAAAUCGAAGCCAAAGUUAGGGAGGCAAGGGUUACAACUCUGCAGAUUGAUGAUACAAGAAAUAUAUAUCGAUCGGCUGCUAAGAGAGCUGCUAUUUUGUACUUUGUACUCACCGAUCUGAGUCGCAUAAAUCCCAUCUAUAAGUUCUCGCUAAAAUCCUUUAUGCACGUUUUUCGGCAGGCUAUUGCAUUGGCCGCCGAGUCCAAGAUUUUUGAAAAGCGAGUUCUGCACCUGGUGGACUCCAUUACCCUGCAAACAUAUCGCUACACAUUACGCGGGCUUUUCGAGGCUGACAAGCUAACUUUCACUUCGCACAUGACUCUGCGCAUCCUUAUUGCCGCCGAGCAAGUGGCCAAGGACGAAACGGACUUCCUGCUGCGUUUUCCCCACGAUCCCACCACCUUGUCCCCCUUGGACUUCGUGAGCCGCAGUGCCUGGGGUGGCAUCAAGUCCUUGACUUUAAUAGAACACUUUUACGGAAUCGACAAGGACAUGGAGAACUACACGAAAAGGUGGCGCAAAUUUAUGGCCAGCGACACGCCAGAAAGGGAGCAGUUUCCCGGGGAGUGGAAGCACCGCACUCCGCUCCAGAAAUUAUGUAUUAUCCGCUCCUUGAGACCAGAUCGAAUGACAUAUGCCAUGCGGCAGUUUGUGGAGCAGACGAUGGGUCGUUCCUAUGCGGAGGUGCAAACCCCGCCAUUCGGUGCCAUUUUCCAGGAGCUCAAUGCAGCCACUCCUGCGUUUUUCAUCCUCUCACCAGGAGUGGAUCCCAUCCGGGAUGUGGAGCGAUAUGGCCAGCGGCAGGGGUUCCAUUCGGAGUCCGAUACGCUGGUCAAUAUCUCACUGGGACAGGGGCAGGAACUGUUGGCUGAGCAGGCUAUUAUCCAGGCCUUGGAAUCCGGUCAGCAGUGGGUCAUCCUGCAAAAUAUCCACUUAGUGGUGAACUGGUUGCCCACGCUGGAGAAGCUCAUUGAAAGGAUAGUGCUACAGAGCGAGACGGGGGAGUCAAAUUUCCGACUUUUUAUAAGCGCUGAACCAGCACCAGAUCCGCAGUAUCAUGUAAUUCCUCAGGGAAUCCUAGAAUCCUCACUUAAGGUGGUCAAUGAACCCCCUUCAGGAAUGGCUGCGAAUCUUCACAAGGCGUGGGACAACUUCUCGCAGGAUGCCUUGGAAACUUGCACCCAGGAGGCGGAGUUCAAGUCGAUCCUGUUUGCUCUUUGCUAUUUUCAUGCAGUGGCGGGUGAAAGGCGCAAGUUUGGACCACAGGGCUGGAACAAGGUGUAUCCUUUCAACAUAGGUGACCUCACCAUCUCGUCGAAUGUGCUUCACAACUACCUGGAGGGGAGCAACCGGAUUCCUUGGGAGGAUCUGCGCUAUCUCUUCGGCGAGAUUAUGUACGGUGGUCACAUCACAGAUGAUUGGGAUCGUCGGCUUUGCCAGACUUAUUUGGAGGAGCUCCUACAGCAGGAUCUCAUUGAUGGGGACUUUGAGUUGUGUCCGGGGUUUCCUGCUCCGCCGAAUCUAGACUUCGAAGGCUAUCACUCGUAUAUUACGGAAAUGCUGCCAGAAGAGAGUCCUUUGCUAUAUGGUCUUCAUCCAAAUGCUGAGAUUGGUUUUCUAACCACCGCUUCCGAACAACUUUUACGCACAAUUUUCGAGUUGCAACCAAGGGAAUCGGAGUUGAGUUCCCAUUGCGGAGCACCACGCGAAGAGCUGGUCAAGAUCAUGAUCGACGAUUUUCUGGACAAACUUCAAGAUGAGUUUAACCUGCAGGCUCUGCUCAAUCGAGUGGAACGCAAAACUCCCUUUGUGGUGGUCGCCCUGCAGGAAUGUGAGAGAAUGAACGCUCUGAUUCGAGAGAUAAAACGAUCCCUGAGGGAACUCAUGCUGGGAUUGAAGGGUGAACUCACCAUUACCCAGGAAAUGGAGCGACUGGACCAUGCCAUCUUCUACGAUCAUGUUCCCGGAGCCUGGGCUCGACUGGCCUAUCCCAGCAUGCUGGGCUUGCAGUCCUGGUUCUCUGAUCUGCUGCACCGCAUCAAGGAGCUGGCCGGAUGGCUCAACGACUUCAAGCUGCCCUGCGCCAUCUGGCUCGGCGGACUCUUCAACCCGCAGAGCUUCCUCACCGCCAUCAUGCAGGAAAGUGCCAGGAAACACGAUUUACCGCUGGACAGGAUGCUGAUUAGCUGCGAUGUCACCAAAAAGCAGAAGGAUGAUGUCACCCUGCCGCCCAUGGAGGGCGCCUUUGUCCACGACCUGUACAUGGACGGCGCCAGCUGGGAUUGCCAGUUGAACUCCAUUGUCGCCCUGCGUCCCAAGGAGAUGCUCUGCGCCAUGCCCGUCAUCUACAUCAAGUCCAUUGUGCAGGAGAAGCAGGAGCUGCAGCGCAUCUACGAGUGUCCUUUGUACAAGACAAGGUCGCGGGGAAAUACCUACGUUUGGACCUUUAACCUGAAGACCCGCGAACGCCCCUCAAGAUGGAUCCUUGGGGGCGUGGCACUCUUACUGCAGCCUUAA
This is a messenger RNA of Drosophila ficusphila, 14514 nucleotides long. RefSeq names its product dynein beta chain, ciliary. Gene Ontology annotation, cellular component: dynein complex. Gene Ontology annotation, biological process: microtubule-based movement. The record is from RefSeq and is a predicted model, not a curated record. Gene Ontology annotation, molecular function: ATP binding; dynein intermediate chain binding; dynein light intermediate chain binding. NCBI's taxonomy places the organism in Eukaryota, Metazoa, Arthropoda, Insecta, Diptera, Drosophilidae.